UCAACAAGAUGAAGCAAAUAUCCGACCGAUAUAAAUAUAUAAACACUGACCAUUGUUUAUAUCUUAACCUUUAUGAGUAGCCUUCUUGCGUGUCUAUAUACAAAAGGAGGGGUUAUACAGCUGUUAUAACAGAUGUGCCUGUCUCUUUGUUAAAGACGACAAUAAAAAGCGAGUCAGCCGAAACGCACAGCCAUGCGUUCACCUGGGCCAGCUGUGUUCCAGGUGUUACAGCAGCGGAGAGCGAGCCAGAGGGGGGGCCGGACUCCAGAUCGCCCAAAUCGCUCCCGUAAGUUACGCAGCAAUGACUACGUGUCUGGAGCAACCGCCGCAAGACAGCAACACAUUCUGCGCGACCCGACGACUUCCCCAGGAAGACGGGAAGGCUCCGCUUCCUCCUCGAGCACAACUGCAACGCGACUCGCUUGUUUGAGGCAAAGCGUCCGGGCAGCAGCCGGCUGCAGAGGACCACAUCAGGCCAGGCACACGGCCGGGACAGCCGGGGUCACCGUCUACAGGCAGGGCCGGGCACGAAUCAAGAACGCCGCCACCUAGGAGCCAUGAGUUCUCAGGCGAGCUUCGGCAGCAGCAUGCUGUUCCAGACUAUAACUGACGAUCUGAGUGCGUCGCUGGCCGAAGCGGAUGAGUUAUCCAGAGAGUUCAACUCCAUGCUGAAGGAGGCCUCUCCCAGCAGCAACAACAACAACGCAACGUCUCAGACCAGGCCCGCCGCCUUCAUAGCGGCGCCUCAGUCCAUUAGCUCCAUCACUACGACGGAGACGAGAGGCAGCAGUAAUGGCAGCUCUAGGCCUCUCUCCACGAGCUCCACGGCGUUCCACCCCGUGGACUCCGUCUUCUCCAGCAACAACAAAGCCCCGUCGUUGCCCCCCUCCGGCUUCCCCAGUAGCUCGCUCUCAUCCCCGAAGAUCCAGAGGGUAUCGCACUCUCCUCUCCCCCGAGCCCGACCUGACAGCUACUCGUACGACCAGCAGAGCCCCAAACAUUCACCUCACACCCCGAGGCGCAAUUCCCCCUCAACAUAUGACAGGAGCCCACAGGGCUCAGCGUCUUACGGCGAAAGAAGCCCCUCUCAGAGCCCCACGACCCUCCAAGCCUCUUCCAACCUGCUGAGCCUUUACGACAGCAGCCAGGGGGGCCGCAGGUCGCCGCGCCCGGACAGGGCUCGCUCUCCAUUGUCCUUCAAUCUCCCCAUGUCCAGCACCAUGCCUCGAAAUGCUGCUGCUUACAGGAAACCCGAGGAGGGUGUGCAGCAGCAAAAGAGCUCUGGCAAGUGGAAUGAGACAGAUCUGGACGUGUCCUUCGAGAAGAAGCCGCACCACACCUAUGACAAGACAGAGAGGCUCCGGUCGUCUGUGUCAAGCAGCAGUUGGAGAGAAUCCAACCUUGAUGGCCCUCCUCCUGCUCCAAGCCCCAAAAAGGAUUCUCGUGCUCAAUCUCUCGUCUAUUCCCACACUUCCCUUCCCCGUAACGCGCGCAUGAACGUGCCUCCAGAUGUUUCGUCCCCACUCCAUUCCCCCUACCACCCUCAGUCCGUCAUCUCCCGCAUUUCCGUCCCCCCGAUGUCUACUCAGUCCCGUCAGGGCAGGGCCAUCCCUCUCUCCGUCAUCAUGCGUCUCCAAAACCCCCACUGGGGAGCGAUGUCAAGGCCCCAACCCAGAGCCCUUGGAAUGGAAGGCGACAUGGCCCCGUACCAACCACCUGUACCCUUUCCAAGGGAGUUCUUCCACCAACAUGUGCCCCAGCCACUGCAACACCCGCCUGAGCUGAGACAGCCGGCCGUGUACAGUGACGCACUAAACUUCGCGGAUAUCGAAGCAGAAUUGGAGCGGCUGGAAUUUGUCCAUAACAUUCCCGUUAUCUCUGAGAAUCCCAGCAUGCCAAAGGGUGGAAGGGAGGGCGCGCCCCCAGCUCCCCGGCCCCUCAGCCCCACCAGACUGCAGCCAGUGGUGGCCCCAGAGGCCCAGGGACAGGAGAUUCCUCACCUGGAGGAGCUGCUCCGCAUGAGGGCGGAGAUCCCGCGGGCCCUGAAGAGACGUGGAUCCGUGGACCAGUCACAGCCCCAGAAGAGGGCCUCCCACUAUCAGCCCAACCAGUACAAGAAUCUCAUCGACAAGCUCUUUCGCAGGAAGAAGGGGGACAAUGGUAGCGAGACGAGUAGCUCCUCAGAGGGAGAGGAAGCUGCUUUACCCCCUGCUCCUCUACCUGCACCCACAAUGCAUCCUGAUUUUAAAAGCUACCAUUCCAUCCUGAGGCGGUCCAAGCGGGAUCACAAAAGUUCCGGGAGGCGAGCUCGACUCAGCCCGCUGAUUCUGCUGCUGGAUGGAGCGCUGGUCGGGGAACUGGAGACAGUGCAGAAGGCCGUGCAGGAGAUGAACGACCCUAGCCAGGCCAACGAUGAGGGCAUCACUGCCCUUCACAACGGCAUCUGCGGCGGCCACUACAACGUGGUGGAUUUCCUGGUUCGCAUUGGAGCCAAUGUCAGCUCGCCAGACAGCCACGGCUGGACUCCGCUGCAUUGCGCUGCUUCUUGUAACGACCGUCCCCUGUGUGAGUUCUUGGUGAGGAACGGAGCCGCUGUCAUGGCCAUGACGGAGAGCGACGGCGCCACCGCGUCCCAGAAGUGCGAUCCUUACGCUGUAGGGUUUGAGGAGUGUGAGAGCUUCCUGAGGGGGGUGGAGGCGGCCAUGGGGACGGACAGCAGCGGCGUGCUGUACGCUCUGUGGAGCUACCCGGCUCAGGCCGCCGACGAGCUGAGCUUCAAAGAGGGAGACAUGGUCACCAUCCUGCAGAAGCCCGAGGGGUCGGAUUGGUGGUGGGCCUCGCUUUGUGGCAGGGAGGGCUUUGUUCCCAACAACUACUUUGGGCUUUUCCCAAAGGUUCGACCAAAGUCUCUCUGCUAAGUGGUCUCUUGCUAAUGGUCAAAGCGGUUGCAGAAGACUGUGUCGAACGCAAAACUUCACACUGUUGUCUGACAUGUGAUCAGGUAAAGCCGGUGUUUCUGGGAAAUGGUUUUGAUCUGUCAGUCAAGGAGAGUUGAAGGGGUUUCUGUAUUCUAUUUUUUGCCUCACUGACAAUGAUGCAUGUUUCUAGAAGACAUGAUUGAUGCCGGCUCUGAUAUAUAUAUAGUAUAUAUAAAUAUAUAUAUAUAUAUGUGUCUUGUUACGUUAGAUCUCUGUAGUGAGCUAAACCUCUUCUGUCCAGCUGUGGCGGUUGAUCCAAAGGUUACAAAAGGUUCAUAUCACCUGCUGUGUUCCGGUCAGACGCUGACAUUUGGGACUUGUUGGCUGGUUGGGAAUCAAAAAGCAAACAUUGGUUGUUGGUUGUUCAGCUGAGCAGCUGCAUGCUGAUUUCUCAAUUUAGAAAAAAGCGGCUGCUCCCAUCGGAGCAAAAUCGAUCUACUCCUCCUGGAGCAGAGUAGUGUGCCGCUAAACAAAUGACAUGUUUAUUUUUCCUACAAUGUUUUUCCUACAAAGUGCUUGUCCUCCCUGACUCCCCUAGUUAAUCAUCGCUCGCCUGGAUGCCCUCCUCUCUGCGGCUCCUCACUUUAAUAAAUCAUUCAGGCCUUCAGGACAACAAGUCCGUCAGCACGAGGGCCAAAAACUCCUCCUGUACAUAUCAGGGUUUCUGCAAAUAGUUUUAUCCGAGGGGUCCUAAUAAAAACUGCACUCGGGAUUUUAUCGCAUAUUAGUGAUGUUUUGAUUUGUUUUUACCAAUGUGGCUGCAGACUAUACUAAUGCAAUCAGCCGCAGCAGGAACUUAACAGCGUUUUUUACUUAUAUAUAUAUAUAUAUACAUAUACACAAUGUAGAUCUGUCCUGCUGCUGAUAUGAAUGAACAUGCUUUUGGUUUCCAGUGAAAUCGUCUGUUACAGUCGUGUGUCGGUGGCUUGGAAUGAGAAAUAUGAAAUGUCUCCUACUGACCAGCAGAUGACACUGUACAAUCAUGUGGGAACUGAGCCCGUUAACAUGUUUAGUGCUUCCAACGAAUAAAACAUAAUAUAUAGUAAAGACACAUGUAUUGAGGCUGUUUUGUGCAGCAUCAGACCUUGUUACAUUAAACCUUGGUAAUACUUUG
Messenger RNA from Gasterosteus aculeatus aculeatus (three-spined stickleback), 4092 nucleotides. RefSeq names its product protein phosphatase 1, regulatory subunit 13 like (gene ppp1r13l). The record is from RefSeq and is a predicted model, not a curated record. NCBI's taxonomy places the organism in Eukaryota, Metazoa, Chordata, Actinopteri, Perciformes, Gasterosteidae. Gene Ontology annotation, biological process: regulation of transcription by RNA polymerase II; positive regulation of cell differentiation. Gene Ontology annotation, molecular function: transcription factor binding.